Messenger RNA from Triticum aestivum (bread wheat), 828 nucleotides. RefSeq lists its product as uncharacterized. The coding region runs from base 50 to 676 and encodes 208 amino acids. The record is from RefSeq and is a predicted model, not a curated record. The transcript has a single exon. Lineage: Eukaryota; Viridiplantae; Streptophyta; Magnoliopsida; Poales; Poaceae.
GCCGCAUGGGACACUAACUAAGAAGCUAUAACAGUUGAUCCAGCUUGCCAUGGCGAGGCUAUUCACCAUCAUCUCCUCCUUCGCCGUCCUCCUCCUCCUCCUCAGUGAUGUGGGGAUGGCGGUGGAGACCGCCCCCAUAUCGCUCGGUAAUCUGGGGUUACUACCGCCCCCCAAACCGGCGGUCGCCGACGCCAACGUCAAAAGGUUUUGCGCCGACACGCCCUACCCGGAGGUCUGCGCCGACAUGAUCGCGCGCUACGACGAGAGCAAAGGCGCCGACGACAAGAAGCUGGCGGGGAUGGCGGCACUCACCACCGCCACCCUCCUUCUUCAAGCAUCCGGGGACGCGAGCCCGGGCGUUCAGAAGCAGCGCUACCCAGACCUGACCAAGGCCGACGAGGAAUGCUUUGAAACCUGCUACAAGGAGCUGACCAAUGGCGGCCAAAAACUCGACAAUUUGUGCACCAGCAAAGAGGGCUCGGACGACAUCGGCAUGGCCCAGCUCCCCGAAAUCCGCAGCUUCAUCAAGGAGAACAACGGGGCGCAUGCCCAGUGGAAUUGCGAUAGGUGUCGCCCUGCGAAUGACAAGAAGACACCCGACGAUGUCUCCAAGAAGAACGAUGCCGAGAAGGCCAUGGCUGUCCUCGAGGUGCUCGUCAACAAAGUGACCAAAUAAUGAAAAACAAACAAACCCUCAUUGCAUAUAUACUACUAGCUCUUGUUAAAGUUGUUUGAUUGAUUAUUAGUUUCCUUGAGUAAGUACGGUCAUGGUUUUGUUUUCUCCUUGACUUUUUUGGUUAUUAAACAAAUUAACUAUUCCAGUACUCA